AUGGGCAGGAAGACUAAGUCCAAAGUACCUCAAGGUAAAUUAGAUUUAUCUGGGGAAAUACUUAGUAAUGAAUCUAGGAAAGUUGCAGAUUAUGAUUAUGACCUAUUACAAAAUGGUAAUCCUGAUAAACAAUUUGAAAAUGAUCUAGAUUAUCUACUCGAGUCUGUAGAUAGCAAAUCAACGUGUGAUUUAGAUUCUAAGGAGCUUGUGCUGACUGAAUUGGCUAUUUAUGAAGAGCAAAUCUUGAACGAUAUACCAGUGCUGAGAGGCCGAAGAGCUAAUAAAUUCAAGAUAACGUUAAAUGAUAUUACCAAAGAUAUGAACGAUAUAAAAUUUUCUUCGGAAAGCGAAAAUGAAAUACCGACUGAGAUAAUCAAAGCGAAGAAGAAGAAAACCAAAACCAAAGCCAAAGCUAAAACCAAACCUGAUUUGGAUAUUGAAAAAUCAGAGCAACAAGCUAUAGAAGAUAUUCCAGAUGAGAAAGAAAACCAUAUUUCUGAAUCUGAAGAAAUAAAGCAGAGACGUAAAGAAAAGAGACAGAGAAAGGAUCAGAGACGGAAAUUAAGAAAAGCGCAACUGCAAGAAUCUACUAGCGAUACUUCUGUUCAGCAAGAUUCUAAUAAUGAUAUGCCUGGACACUCAGAGUCACUGAAAGAUAAGAUUGAGAAAAUAUCCUUGCAUGGUUCGUCAAAUCAGAAAAUGCAAAGAAAGCCAAGGAAAGAUAAGAAAGACAAGAAGGAAAAGCCCAAAUCCAAUGGUACCAAAAACAUAGGAGAAAUAGAACCAAAGGAAUAUGAUGGGCCUGAAACAAUUGAAUUAACCGAAGAAGAGAUCGCUGAAGCAUUGGAUAAAGAAGAAGAACAAGAAGAACAAGAAAUAGAUGCAGCUUUGAAUAAAAUUCUCAAGAAAUCUAAGAGGAAAGAUCGCAAAAAGAAGAAGAGGGCUGGGGACGAAAUUUCAAGUAAGGAGAUUUCUUAUGAUUCAACGGUAUUAGUUAGCAAGAAUGACGAGUUGGUCACGCUUGAUGAAUUAAAAAAUCAGAAAGUUGUCGACCAAGAAUAUUCUAUUUAUGAUGAAGAAGCAAAUCUAACCCGUAAGCAAAGAGAUAAAUUGCAUCGCGAGAGACUGUCUGAAGUAGCGCCUAAAGAGCUGGAAGAGAAACCUGGCCUGUUCGAUGUCACACUUAAAUCAACAAAGAAAACUAAUACAAAUAAGAAAUAUUCUGAUUCUUUACCUGCCGCACAGUGUAUAAAAACGAUCAUCGGUCUUUCACAUCAACAAAUUUUAUCUCUUUCUUUAUCAGAUGUUAAAAUCAAAACAAUUGUUUCGUCGUCUUCGAUUUCGAAGUUUGCACAUCAUGUAUUAAAAUUUGUUAUAAAGUAUUCGCAUGAUCUAUUUAGUGAUGAAGAAAAGAAGCCAAUAUUUUUUAAAUUGUGCAUGAAUGUUGCGUUAUACGAAUCGUCUGGGUUUAAGAAGACCGUUCAGUCAUGUCCACAUGUACUUGAGUGGUUCGGUCAUUACGAUGAAUUAACCUUGGAACAAACACACACCAAGUUAACUCCUUCUACUCGAAAUAUUCAUCAAAAUAACUUUGAUUACUCAGUGUUGGCUUAUAUCGGACAUGUGUUAAUCUGGGCAGCGUAUCAGCAACGUCUGAGUCGUAUUCCUACCUUUUUUAGCAAGUAUAAUAUAGAAUUGUCUGUCUCUGAAAUAGAAAAGAGCAUCGGUGGUUUCCACCUAUGGGAUCGUUUGAGAAAGAUGCAUGAUACAAUGAAUUCAAAGAGAUGGAAGCAUGUUGUAAAAUUUAGACAAGCAUUUGCACACGAAGAAGAUCAAUUCAUGUUAAUUUUAAGAUUUAUGGAUGUUGACAGUACCAUACCUUGA
This is a messenger RNA of Debaryomyces fabryi, 1884 nucleotides long. RefSeq lists its product as uncharacterized. The record is from RefSeq and is a predicted model, not a curated record. The coding region runs from base 1 to 1884 and encodes 627 amino acids. NCBI's taxonomy places the organism in Eukaryota, Fungi, Ascomycota, Pichiomycetes, Serinales, Debaryomycetaceae. The transcript has a single exon.